Messenger RNA from Solanum pennellii, 968 nucleotides. RefSeq names its product B3 domain-containing protein At5g60140-like. Gene Ontology annotation, molecular function: DNA binding. The record is from RefSeq and is a predicted model, not a curated record. Bases 63 to 968 code for a protein of 301 amino acids. Lineage: Eukaryota; Viridiplantae; Streptophyta; Magnoliopsida; Solanales; Solanaceae. The transcript has 3 exons.
AUACAAAAUACAAGAAUGGAAAGAUACCAAGGAAAGUUUCCCUAAGGGAUCAAUAUGGAAAUAUGUGGCCUAUACGAGUAACCAAACAAGGAAGAGAUAUUUAUUUCCAAUAUGGUUGGGAUAAAUUUAUUGAGGAUAACAAUGUGGAGUUUGCAGACUUUUUGAUAUUUGAUUAUGAUGGAAAAGGAACAUUUGACUUUAAAUUACUGGGAAUGAAUGGAUGUGUAAAAAAUGGAUCUGGAGGUAAAAAUAAAGGGGAAGAAAUGAAUGUUGAACGUGGAAAAAGUGUAGAGUUAAAAGAGAAGACUAGGGGCAGUGAUAGAAGCAAUAGUUCUUUCGAUUAUGAUAGUGAUGAGCAUUACAUGGUGGAAGAAGAUGUGGAAAUAAAAGAAGAGACACAUAAAGGGGCUUCAUAUUCAGAAUGCAGAUACAUGGAAGAGGAAGGAGAUGAGAAGCAGGAAGGGGAAGGGAAGGAGCAGAAAGACGAAGAUGAAGAAGAGGAUGAAAGGGUUGGAACAUAUACAGAAAAGGUGCAACAUUCCAAAGUUGGAUGCCGAAAAGUCAAUGUUUGCAAGGUGAGCGAUAUCCCUGAACAUUAUGGUGCAGAUAUAUUCAAAAGUGGACGCGUAACUCAGCCCAAAAAUCCUUACUUUGUAGCAAAAAUACAAGAAAGAAUUAGAGACAAAUUGUACAUUCCCAUGGAAGUGCUUAGAGACUACAAACUUGAACUCCCUUCAAGAAUGAUCAUUCGUGACUCUGCUGGUAGAGAAUUUGAGACAAGAGUGAGCAAAUGGAGCGAUGGUAGAGUAUGGCUUUUUGGUGGAUGGAGCAAGUUAGGUAGGCUUAACCUUGUGGAGAAAGAUGACAGGUAUAUCUGUGAACUUGUGAGAGGAAAAUGUGGCAAGGCUCUUUACUUACAAGUUCAAGUUCUCCAUGAAGGGUCAAUUUCUCAUCCAGAAAAUAAAUAA